AUGCCUGAUAUACUUCAAUUGAUCAUCAAUCAAACAUCUUCCGAUAAUAAUGCGAGACGCAAUGCCGAGCUUGAGUUCAACCAAGUCGUGAGUCAAAAUCCUUCGGAGUCGGCCUACCUUAUUCUUGAAUAUUCGCUCAAUUCAGAACUCCCUGUUGACGUGCGUCAAUCGUGUUUACUUCAACUCAAACGAAUAGUGCCCAAGUUUUGGUCCAUGGGGUUUGGCUCGUUUGUGGGCCCACCAGUUGCACAAGAUUUGAAGCUGGUCAUUAGGUCACGCUUGCUAGAUCUCGCUGUGGGAGAUACAAACUCCAAGAUCCGCAAUGGUGCGGCAUAUGCUAUUGUGCAAAUUGCCUCUGCCGACUACCCCGACGAGUGGCCUGACUUGAUUGCUAAAUUGUAUGUCGCAACCACAGAUUAUGCAAACGAAACGGCAAUGUUGGGUGGUUUACUGGUUCUUACUGAUUUGUUUGAUGACCUCAUCACCGAAGAACAAUUUUGGGAAGACGGUAUUGGUGCACAAGUAAUAAACCACCUAAAUGCGAUUUUGGAAAAUAACAAGGUUACUCUUGCAGUGAAAACACAAGCAAUGAAAUUAUACGAGUCGGUAUUAGCAAUAUUGAAAAGCCCAGAAGCGUUUAAAGAUUCUAAGAGAAAAAACUUUGUUAUUGAUCAGGUCACAAUUACAUUGAAGAUUUUCAUCCAGCUCAUAUUGUUGGAAGGUGGAAACUUGGUUGAAAUCGAGUUCAAGAGUAAUGUCUACAAGUCAAUGGCUACAAUUAUUGGCACUUUCCACCUGCGACUCCCUUUUGAGACAAAGUCCAAUGUGUUAAGUUUCACGAUAAAAGAUGUCUCGCGAAUUGCACCAUUGUAUAACCAGGUGGCUUUGAACGAGUAUAAGGCGCCCUUGUACCUGGACCUUGACGCCGUGUCUCUGUUCAAUAACCUUAUCGAUGGAAUAUUCCAGACGAUAUCAUGUGUGCAACAUGAUGUUUCAAUCUCGCUGGUUGCAAACAUCCCAGAAUUUCUCAAGAAUGCAUUGGUGUGUACCGCAUUGCCCAAAGAGGUUGUUGAAGAAUAUCAAGAUGAUUUGAAUUCAUACGUUGCAGAAAUUACGGGUCUUUCAGUCAAUGUCAAUCCAAGAGAUCUGAUUUUGGAUUUCUGGGGUGAAUUAAACUCUGGGGACGUGCAAGAGGCUUGUACAGCGCUUGUGGAGCUUUUUCAAAAAGAUGACGGAAGAUUGUUGGAAGCACAAUUGUUUACUUUAGAAGGAAUUUUGUCAAACGAUCACGAAUUAACACGGGUGCCGUUACAAACAAUAGUUUCAUUCAUUUCAUAUCAGACUCCUGCAUUGGUAGCUGCACGAUGUUUUUUGUUGCUUCCUAAAUAUUUUGAGAAAUUUGGCAGCGAUGAUAUUGCUGAUAACGGAGAUGAUGGCAUUUGCAAUCAGGCAAGGAAAGUGUUUUCCGAUAUGGUUGUGUUUGCUGAAAAGUGCAAUAACAGCAUUAUUCAAAUUGCAGCCUUGGUCAGCGUUACCUAUUAUCAACACGUAUUUGAGCUUGACGCAUUAGACGACUCUGUCCAGUUGAUUAUUUUUAGACUUGCUCUUCUGUUGAUUGACGAAUGUGAAGAAGACGGCUUACCAGUACUCUUAGAAGCAAUUGCGGCGGCAAUCACAAUUAGUCCCUCGGUUGCAGCGUCAAUCGAAGUGACAGCCAAUGUCAAUGUUGUUGAGCUUAUUUUCAAAAUAGCGUAUAAGGACCCUGCAAAUGUUCAACUAAUUUCAGACUCCUCGGAUUGUCUUAGCGCCCUUUUGGAAAAUGUCAAUGAGCAAGAUUAUAUGGUUACAUGCGAAAAAUCCCUACCAUUUAUUUUGAAAUUAAUGGAAACAAGCGACGGCGCUUACACACCCCAAUUGUACUUGAGUUUGGAGUUACUCGGAAUUAUCAUCAAAUCUGGACCUCACAAAACGCUUCCUUCUCAGAUAUUUGAAUAUGCAUUCCAUGCUCUCAAGUCAAUCCUUUUGAAGUCCACUGAUGACCAAAUCCUUCAAAGCGGUGGCGAGGUAUUCAACGAGUUGAUUCAAAGAGCAGCACAAUUAUUCAGUGAAUAUAAUGAUCCCGAAAACAAGGAAUCUGGGGUGGAAUCAAUGUUGAAGAUUGUCUACAAGUUUUUAUCACCCGAGUUGUCAGAUAGUGCUGCCAACAAAUGCGGCUCUAUAGUGUGCUCACUUAUAGCCAACUUUCAGACCCAGAUCCCGCAGGAAAUGUUGACGCGAAUCUUGCAAGCGACAGUGCAGAGACUAGUCAUUGCCAAGGAGCCAAUUACAAUCGAAAACCUUGUAAUGGUGCUUUGUCAAUUAGUUCUUUUGUCGCCGGAGGAGAUGAUCAAUUUUCUUUCAAGCAUGGUUAUAAAUGGUGAGCCCGGUUUGAAGACUGUUUUACCAAUUUGGUUUGACUCUUAUGAAAUCACACGUGGGUAUGAACAGAUUAAACAAAAUACCUUAGCUUUGGCGCGGAUUUUUACUUUGGGUGACUCCAGAGUUGAGAAUUUGAUUGUCAAUGGCGAGAUUGUUCCGUAUGAUGGUGAUUUGAUAAUCACCCGGUCGAUGGCCAAAAAGAUGCCAGAGAGAUAUACACAAAUUUCGGCGUCGCUAAAGAUUCUCAAAUUGCUUGCUGGCGAGCUUCAAUUUCAGUGCCAGCAACCAGAUGUAGCUGACUAUUUACCGAACCGAAGAGACAGAGGCAAUGAUGAGCAGAACUAUGAUAAUGACGGCGAUGAUGACAAUGACAACAAUGUACAUGAAGGUAGUGCUAGAGGUGGAGUAAAUACCGAUCACAGUGACUACAACGGUGACGAUGAUGACGACGACGACGGGUGGGAGGAUAUGGACGAUAUCGGUGUUCCUAACUAUGAGAAAUUGAAAUCGUACAUUGAUGAUGGAAAUAGGGCUAAUAAACUUCGUGGUGACGAUGAGAGUUUGAAAGAGUUGUUGGUACAGUUUUUCAAAGAGUGCGCUGGAGAGAAUCUUGGAGGAUUUGGAAAAUAUUACGAGCAGUUGAGUGACGGUGAAAAAAAAAUAAUUACAGAGUGUAUAGUUUUUUAA
Lodderomyces elongisporus is the source of this 3105-nucleotide messenger RNA. RefSeq lists its product as uncharacterized. Gene Ontology annotation, cellular component: nuclear envelope; cytosol. The transcript has a single exon. NCBI's taxonomy places the organism in Eukaryota, Fungi, Ascomycota, Pichiomycetes, Serinales, Debaryomycetaceae. Gene Ontology annotation, biological process: protein import into nucleus. Gene Ontology annotation, molecular function: small GTPase binding. The coding region runs from base 1 to 3105 and encodes 1034 amino acids. The record is from RefSeq and is a predicted model, not a curated record.